CCGAGCCCUCUGGAAGUGCCCCCGCCUGCUCCCCAAGGAUGCCAGGAGGAGGAAACGCAGCGGACCCCAGAUUUGAGGGGUUGCAGGCCUGAGCUUCAUCGUCAUCGUCAUCAUCUUCCUCUGUGUGGUUCCCCCCCCAUCCACCCACCCAUCCAUCCCAAAAUCCCGCCGAGCCCGGCGCUUCCAUGGUGCGGGAAGGCGGCAUGGCCCGGACCCCCUACAGCUCCACGCAGGACAUCCAGAUGGACGUCUUGGACAACGCCGCGCUCCAGGGCAAGUACAGCAGGCGCAAGAGCCGCUUCAAGCGCUCGGACGGCAGCACCUCCUCCGACACCACCUCCAACAGCUUCGUCCGGCAGGGCUCGGCUGAGUCCUACACCAGCCGCCCCUCGGACUCGGAUGUGUCGCUGGAGGAGGACCGGGAGGCGCUGCGCAAGGAGGCCGAGCGCCAGGCCAUGGCUCAGCUGGAGAAAGCCAAGACGAAGCCGGUGGCGUUCGCCGUGCGCACCAACGUGGGCUACAACCCUUCGGCCGGGGACGACGUGCCCGUGCAGGGCAUGGCCAUCUGCUUCGAGCCCAAGGACUUCCUGCACAUCAAGGAGAAGUACAACAACGACUGGUGGAUCGGGCGGCUGGUGAAGGAGGGCUGCGAGGUGGGCUUCAUCCCCAGCCCCGUCAAGCUGGAGAACAUGCGGCUGCUGCAGGAGCAGAAGAUGAGGCAGAACCGCCUGAGCUCGAGCAAAUCGGGUGACAACUCCAGCUCCAGCCUGGGCGAUGUGGUGACGGGGACCCGCCGGCCCACCCCCCCUGCCAGCGGUGGCCUGGACAUGCCUAGCUUUGCCUUUGACCCCGAUGAGUUAGAGGAGGAGGAGGCCGUGGAGACGCCGCGCUCCCCUAAGAGUAGCGUGAGCAGCGUCACCACCCCCCCCGCCCACAGCAAGCGCAUCCCCUUCUUUAGGAAGACCGAGCACGUGCCCCCGUACGACGUGGUGCCCUCCAUGCGCCCCAUCAUCCUCGUGGGGCCCUCGCUGAAGGGCUAUGAGGUGACGGACAUGAUGCAGAAGGCGCUGUUCGACUUCCUGAAGCAUCGCUUCGAUGGCCGGAUCUCCAUCACGCGGGUCACAGCCGACAUCUCCCUGGCCAAGCGCUCCGUGCUCAACAACCCCAGCAAGCACACCAUCAUCGAGCGCUCCAGCACCCGCUCCAGCCUGGCCGAGGUCCAGAGCGAGACCGAGCGCAUCUUCGAGCUGGCCCGGACGCUGCAGUUGGUGGCCCUGGACGCCGACACCAUCAACCACCCGGCGCAGCUGGCCAAGACCUCGCUGGCGCCCAUCAUCGUCUACAUCAAAAUCGCCUCCCCCAAGGUGCUGCAGCGGCUGGUGAAGUCCAGGGGGAAGUCCCAGGCCAAGCACCUCAACGUGCAGAUGGUGGCCUCGGACAAGCUGGCACAGUGCCCACCUGAGAUGUUCGACAUCGUGCUGGACGAGAACCAGCUGGAGGAGGCCUGCGAGCACCUGGCCGAGUACCUGGAGGCCUACUGGAAGGCCACGCACCCGCCUAGCAGCAACCCCCCGAACCCGCUGCUGAACCGCACCAUGGCCACGGCCGCGCUGGCCGCCAGCCCCGCGCCCGUCUCCAACCUCCAGGCUCCGUACCCGGAGGGGGAGCACGGCCGCCUCCGGCAGGGCCCGGGGGACUCGGGGGGCCGCGGGCAGGGCAGGGCCCCCCCGCCGCCCGCCCGCCCGGGCCCCCCCCGCAGCCUGGCCCGCCAGGACACCUUCGACUCCGAGGCUCCGGGCAGCUGGGACUCGGCCGGCACGGAGCCCGGCGAUUCCUGCUGCAUGGACAUCGAGAUGGACCCCGUCGAGGAGGAGCCGCCGGGCACCCCCGGGGGCCCCCAGCCCCCCCCCGGCUCCUGGGACGGGGCCGAGCCCGGGCGGGAGGGCCGGGGGCUGCGGGGCCGAGCCAAGGGCCAGGAGCCCCUGGGCCAGAGUGACGGGGAGGGCUGGGGCCGGGACGUUUACAUGCGUUAGGAUGAGGGGGUGCGGGCGGGGAGACCCCCCCCCCCACCCAGCGCUGGUUUUGGGGUGCGGGACAGCCCCGCUGGUUGCCUUUG
Messenger RNA from Vidua chalybeata, 2116 nucleotides. It is a transcript of the gene CACNB1, whose product is annotated as calcium voltage-gated channel auxiliary subunit beta 1. The record is from RefSeq and is a predicted model, not a curated record. Gene Ontology annotation, biological process: chemical synaptic transmission; neuromuscular junction development; calcium ion transmembrane transport. NCBI's taxonomy places the organism in Eukaryota, Metazoa, Chordata, Aves, Passeriformes, Viduidae. Gene Ontology annotation, cellular component: voltage-gated calcium channel complex. Gene Ontology annotation, molecular function: protein binding; high voltage-gated calcium channel activity.